AUUGUUCCGGAGUCCAAGUCAAUGGACUGUAUGAAAUCAAACUAGUAGCACACGUAACACGAGUCGAUCAUUGGCUUAAAUCAAAGGGCCAAAAAUCAAGCAAACAAUAGAAGAAAAAACACGUGAGUGCUUUAGGAAAAGCAGCAAUAACAAUUAGUAGCACUGAGGGUGAAAAAAGAGUAAAAUUACAAAUGAAGAACAAAGAAAGCGACCGUUAUUUAUAACAGAAAUAUGCAAAAAAAUCUCCAAGAACAAGACCACUACCCAACCAAGUAAAACUUUGGCGCCACCUCAUCACCCCCUUCACUUUAUUUUCUCAAAUAAAAUCGUCAAACUUCUAAGACCCAAAUAACUAACAACCCAACCUUCUUUCACACGCUUCCUUUUUUUCUCUUCUCAAACAUGUUUUCCUCGAGAAUUCUUUCUCUUCUCCUUCUUCUCUUCUCACUACUCACAAUCGCCGAAUCGAACGAGCGCGAAAUUCUACUAAACCUAAAAUCCUCCCUCCAAAAUUCAAACAACAAACUCAUCUUCAACUCAUGGAAUGCAAACAGUUCCAUUUGCAGUUUCCACGGAAUCACCUGCAACUCAUUCAAUUCCGUUACAGAAAUCAACCUUCCCAACAAAAGUAUCUCAGGUAUUCUCCCAAUAGACUCACUCUGCAAUCUUCAAUCGCUUACCAAACUUGUCUUAGGUUUCAAUCAUUUCAAUGGCAGAGUCAAUGAAAGUCUUAGAAACUGUGUUAAUUUACAGUUCUUAGAUUUAGGAAACAACUUUUUCUCUGGACCUUUUCCAGAUAUUUCACCUCUUCAUCAUCUUCAAUACCUCUAUGUAAACAGAAGUGGUUUUUCUGGUACUUUUCCGUGGCAAUCUCUGUUAAAUAUAACAGGUUUGUUACAGUUAAGCGUCGGAGACAAUCCUUUCGAUCUAACGCCGUUUCCUACAGAGGUGUUAAGUCUUAAGAAAUUGAAUUGGCUUUACAUGAGUAAUUGUAAUCUUCGAGGAAAAUUACCGGUUGGAAUCGGUAACUUAACGGAGUUAACCGAAUUGGAAUUCUCCGAUAACUUUAUUACCGGAGAACUUCCCAGUGAUAUAGUCAAUCUUAAGAAACUCUGGCAAUUUGAAUUCUACAACAAUUCGUUAACCGGAGAACUUCCGAUCGGGUUGAGAAAUCUAACCGGACUCAAGAAUUUCGAUGGAUCAAUGAAUCAAUUAGAAGGAAAUCUCUCUGAGAUUAGGUUUUUAACCAAUCUAGUUUCGCUACAGUUCUUCGAAAACAAAUUCUCCGGUGAGAUUCCACCGGAGUUUGGCGAAUUCAAAAACCUUGUUCAACUGUCUCUGUACAGAAACAAUUUAACAGGUCCAAUUCCUCAGAAGAUUGGUUCAUGGACAGAAUUUCAAUACAUCGACGUUUCGGAGAAUUUCUUGACAGGUUCAAUUCCUCCACAUAUGUGCAACAAAGGAAAGUUGAUCUAUCUUCUCAUGCUUCAGAAUAAUCUCACCGGCCAGAUACCGGAAACCUACGGUACCUGUUCGAGUCUUCAAAGACUCCGAGUGAGCAGAAACUCGCUCUCAGGUACCGUUCCUUCCGGUAUCUGGGGAUUACCGGUUGUUGAAAUAAUUGAUAUUGAAUUGAAUCAGUUUGAAGGUUCUGUUAGUUCAGAGAUCCAAAACGCCAAAAAAUUAGCAACUAUAUUUGCAACAAACAACCGUUUAACCGGUGAAAUACCAGAGGAGAUUUCAAAAACGACGUCGCUGGUGACAAUUGAUCUUAGCGAGAAUCAAAUUUCCGGGAACAUUCCAGAAGGAAUUGGAGAACUUAAACAACUUAGUAUACUUUAUUUACAGGGAAAUAAAUUCUCAGGGGUAAUUCCGGAAUCUUUGGGUUAUUGUAAAUCACUCAACAACAUCGAUUUGUCAAGAAAUUUACUUUCCAAUGAAAUUCCGGCGAGUUUGGGUUUGUUACCAGCUUUGAAUUCUCUGAAUUUCUCUCGGAAUGAACUUUCCGGUGAAAUUCCGGAGAGUUUAGGUUCGCUUAAGUUGAGUUUGUUUGAUCUUUCACAUAAUCGAUUAUCUGGUAAAGUUCCACAAGCUUUGACUAUUCAAGCUUACAACGGAAGUCUCACCGGAAAUCCACUUUUGUGCACGCUUGACGCUAUUGGGUCUUUCCGGCGUUGUUCUGAGAGAAAUGGAAUGUCAAAAGACGUUCGUGCCCUUUUACUUUGUUUCAUAGUAGCUUUGGUUUUGGUUCUUUGUUUUUUGGGUGUUUAUUUGAAAUUGAAGAAAAUGAAGGGAAAGGAGGAAAAAAGAGAGGGAAAUAAAUAUGGAAGAGAACGUUCUUUGAAGGAAGAAUCAUGGGAUGUGAAAUCGUUCCACGUGUUGAGUUUCAGUGAAGAUGAGAUUCUUGAUUCUGUUAAGCAAGAGAAUCUAAUAGGAAAAGGAGGUUCAGGGAAUGUUUAUAGAGUCACACUUGCAAAUGGAAAAGAACUCGCGGUUAAGCAUAUAUGGAACACCGAUUUCGGGUCAAGGAAAAAGUCAUGGAGCAGCACGCCGAUGUUGGCGAAGCGCGUUGGUGGUGGUAGUUCACGGUCGAAGGAAUUUGACGCGGAGGUUCAGGCGUUGAGUUCAAUAAGACAUGUGAAUGUGGUGAAGCUUUAUUGUAGUAUAACUAGUGAGGAUUCAAGUCUUUUGGUUUAUGAGUAUUUGCCUAAUGGAUGUUUGUGGGAUAGGCUUCAUACUAACGGGAAAAUGGAGCUUGAUUGGGAAACACGAUAUGAAAUUGCGGUUGGUGCUGCUAAAGGGCUGGAGUAUUUGCAUCAUGGGUGUGAAAGACCUGUGAUUCAUAGAGAUGUUAAGUCAAGUAACAUUUUGUUGGAUGAGUUUUUGAAACCUAGGAUUGCUGAUUUUGGUCUUGCUAAGAUUGUUAAUGCUAAUACUAUUAAGGAUUCCACUCAUAUCAUUGCCGGCACUCACGGCUACAUUGCUCCUGAAUAUGGAUACACAUACAGAGUGAAUGAGAAAAGUGAUGUGUAUAGUUUUGGAGUGGUAUUGAUGGAGUUGGUAACAGGUAAAAGGCCAAGUGAAACAGAAUUUGGAGAAAACAAGGACAUAGUUAGUUGGGUUCAUGGGAAAACAAGAAGCAAGGAAAAGUUUAUGAGUGUCGUGGAUUCGAGAAUUCCGGAGAUGUAUAAAGAAGAGGCUUGUAAGGUAUUGAGAACUGCAGUUCUUUGUACAGCAACUCUUCCGGCUAUGAGACCAAGUAUGAGAGCUGUGGUUCAAAAACUUGAGGAUGCUGCACCUUGUAAAUUGGUUGGAAUUGUUAUUAGUAAAGAUGGGAGUGAAAAGAAAAUUGGAGUCAAUAAUGACAAAUGAAGAGUUCAAUUUCAGAAUCUUGAAGUUUUUGGAUCAGUGAUUACUAAGGGGGAGGAACCACUGUUUCAGUAGUUAAUUAUUAGCUAUAGAUUGUAAAUUUUGCAUGGAAGAGGGAAUAAUGUAAGAUAUUAGUCAUAAGAAAAGGGAUCUUCACCUAGUAUAAUCCCAAUAAUAGAAGAAGUAAAAAAUUCCCUUUUUCUUCAAAUAAUUGGCUUUGUCUGAUCUGUAUCAUAUUAUAGUAAUACAGAUGCUUGUGAUUAUAAUUUUUUUUUAUUUUAUAUAUCAAUGGUACGGUUGAGAA
Messenger RNA from Trifolium pratense (red clover), 3673 nucleotides. RefSeq names its product receptor-like protein kinase 7. Gene Ontology annotation, molecular function: ATP binding; receptor serine/threonine kinase binding; protein kinase activity. Gene Ontology annotation, biological process: protein phosphorylation. The record is from RefSeq and is a predicted model, not a curated record. The transcript is spliced from 2 exons. The coding region runs from base 403 to 3372 and encodes 989 amino acids. NCBI's taxonomy places the organism in Eukaryota, Viridiplantae, Streptophyta, Magnoliopsida, Fabales, Fabaceae.